Molecule: messenger RNA, 636 nt
Organism: Saccharomycodes ludwigii
Lineage: Eukaryota; Fungi; Ascomycota; Saccharomycetes; Saccharomycodales; Saccharomycodaceae
Gene: EMC10
Product: Emc10p
Exons: 1
Coding region: 1-636 (211 amino acids)
Source: RefSeq, a predicted model, not a curated record
AUGUUUUUCAUAAAACCUGUGGUCUCACUAUUUUUAUGCACGCUGUUAAUUGGGCUGGUUCAUUCUAAAGAACAACUCUUUCCUAUAUAUGCUACUGAUAUCCAAACUAAUGAAAAAUAUCCAUUUUUUACGGCUUCUAUCGAUGAUACAACUUUAGAAACAUGCAUUAAAGAUAUCAAUACAAACAUUCCAGAAAACUUGUAUUGUGUUUCCGUCGAACAUCAAUCGUGCUUUAGCUUAGUUAAGUUGCACUCUGCCAACAAUUCUUAUAGUUUAGAAAUCAAUCCAGAUGAAAAUGGAAAUUAUAAAUUCUCCUUGAAGCGCGAUCCAAGCAUAGCACAAUAUAAAGAUGGUAUUAGUAUUGUUCCCAUUAUACAAGCCUCCAUCAAUGGGUCAACACCAGAAGUUACAAAAUUGAAAAAGGUUACUAAGCAAUAUCCAAAGAAAUCAAGUAAGAACAAUGAUAGGGGAAGUGCAUCAUUCAAAGAAGAUGUUAACGAUGACUCCAUUGAUGAAAAGGAAAUGAGUUUUAUCCAAAAAAAUUGGAGAUUGGUUGUUUUGGGACUGUUGAUCUAUUUCUUUGUUUCAAGAAAUGCUGGUGAAAAUAAUGAUGGUAGUAAAGAAGAAAACAAAUAA